Molecule: messenger RNA, 4413 nt
Organism: Micropterus dolomieu (smallmouth bass)
Lineage: Eukaryota; Metazoa; Chordata; Actinopteri; Centrarchiformes; Centrarchidae
Gene: ccdc66
Product: coiled-coil domain containing 66
Exons: 21
Coding region: 173-2779 (868 amino acids)
Biological process (GO): cilium assembly
Cellular component (GO): microtubule; cilium
Molecular function (GO): microtubule binding
Source: RefSeq, a predicted model, not a curated record
CCAACGUACACAGCUUAACAACCGGAAGUUGCGUGUGACUGGCAGUGCGGCGAGUCCUGGACCGUGGAGAGAAGCGAUUUUAUUGAAUUUUAACUUAUUUACUAACAACAAAACAGUUUUAAAAAGGUCGUCGGUUAACGUGUUGCAGUCUCGGUAAAUAUUUUCUGUCGACAUGAAUCUCGGAGACGGCCUGCUGUUUGAACUUGAAAAUGGAAAACCCAAGUUGAUUUUACUCACUCAUGCGAUUGACAAGAAUCCAGCAAAGCAGCUGUCCUACAGGCCCAGAGCGGCUAACAUCCUGAGCUCCCGGCAGCCGUCCUGUGUGGAGGAGGUGCAGGGAGAGGAGCGUCCAGCCCGGCAGCUGGCAGAGAGGCACAGAGAAAGCAAGAGCAAGGCAGAAGGAGCAGCUGUCUCUUUCACUUCCAACGCCACCACCACCUCUGGGGGAAGGAGCACCACUUUGACGUCACUGAAGACACAUGAGCAUCACAAAGGGGGUAGCGGCUGUGCAAAUGGGGCCAAGGUGAAGUCAGACAGACACAAACACAACACUAGUGUUGGCUCCCUGAGAGCCAAUGGGAAAACUGGACAGCCUCAGAAUAGUGGGACCCGAGCUGGCAGAAAGGUGGGACCAGAGGACACGCUGGCCAUUGGGGACCCAGGACUGAAGGAGGUGUGUCUGACCAGUAAGCAGCUACAGAAGAUCCUCAACACUGUGCAGACCUCCAGCAAUGGCCAACACCUACCAGAGGACCACAGGACCCAGGGAAAUACAUCAAAAUCUGACUCUUCAAUGAAUGAAGGAGGAGGAGAAAAGAGAAAGGAGGAAGACAGAGGAGGAGGGGAGGAAAUUAAGAAGGGAGAAGGAGGAAAAACUGGAACUUAUCUGGAUAAAGACAACAGGUCGUCUGGAUGUCUGUUCAGCUGGCUUGAGGAGCGACAGUCAGAUAGCAGAGCGGCGAUCGAUGCCAAGAAGACUCAGUGGAGGAGAGAACUAGAUGAACAAGUGGCACUGAAGCAGCAGCAGCAUUCGGCUCCUGGCAGACUCCAGGCUGAGGAGGACACAGAAAGUGUGUUAUCAGUUCAGAGCUCCGUCAGCCACAGAGAACAGCCUGCAGCCAUCAGAUCCAGCCUCAGAUUUGGGGAGGUCACUCCGAUGGAGGAGGUGCUGAGUGUCGAGAGGAAAGAGGAGCAGAGGAGACGCUGGCUGGAGGAGCUGGACCGACAGAGAGAGGAGGCGACUGAACGCAGGAGACGAGAGAAGCUGCUGCAGAGCCAGACUGAGGACCACGAGCUCUGGGCCAUACACUUUGACUCACUGCAGAGAAGGCCUCCUGUCCAGACUGUCACACCAUCAGCUCCACCUCCAGCCCCGUCUAAUGGCUCUGAGCGAGGGGAGUGGGAGCCAUCGUCCAGCUUGUCCCUGGUCUGGGAGGCCAUGAGCAGCUGUGGAGCAGAGAGUGUUGGGGGAACCAGCGUGGACACAACGAGCGGAUACCCGGCCAGAGCCAGCUAUCUGAGGACCAUGACCGCCCUGCUGGAUCCCGCCCAGAUAGAAGAGAGAGAGAGGAGGAGGCUCAAACAGCUGGAGCAGCAGCGAGCGAUCGAGGCCCAGGUGGAGGAGCGUCGGCGUCAGAGGGAUCGAGAGGAGGCGAGUAGGAGAGAGGAGGAGGAGGAGGAAGAGAGGAGGGUGGCGCUGGAGAGAGAGAUGCUGGAGAGACGAUACAAGCUGGACACUCAGAGGGAGAAGCAGAAGCCGAGCCAUCCGGAAGAGCAGCCAAAGAAAGUCGACGACGAAAGACAUCCGAAGACAUUGGAGCCGAGUGCAGUUUCCAGACAUGGCGAGUGUUCAGAAGAGGAGGUGGUCAGCAGUUCAGCCUCCCUGUACAAAGACACUGCUGUACAAACAGAAGAAGCUCCCUCCCUCCAGCUCAAGGCCGACCGAGUUCAGACUCCUCACGUCUCUGCACAGUACCAGCCUCCUCCUUGUCUGUCUGCUGUUCCUCCAAACAGCAGGAACAGAGCGGGGAGAACGGGCAAGGAGAACAUCUGUGUGCCAGGAGGAGGAGGAGACCCGUAUGAGGCGUUUGCCAGGAGAGAGAGGAGCAAGAGAGACAAGAGGAGGCCUGAGUGGAACACACAGAGGCCCAGCCGUCGGUACGUUCCAGCCUCGGAGCGUUACCCGGCCCCCCUGCAGAGGGACAGACAGGAGAGUCGACUGAAGAGGCAGGCCGAGCUCCUCGCUCUGCAGGAGAGGACCGGUCUGUCCAGGACUGACCCCCCUCCUCCUCCACCUCAGCACCAGGAGCCUCCUCAACUCUCCAAUCCCACACAGACCAGAACCAGUCCCACCAGGAAGGUGGAGAGUAUUUUCAGAGGACACAGCAGCUCUGCAGCCGUCAACACUGAAAGGGGGCGCUCUCCUCCCGUCCCUGCUGUCAGACACAGAGUUCAGGGUCAACAGGCUCCGCCCCCAACCUCCCCUCCUCCCCCAGUCCUGGAGUUCAUUCCUUACGUCAGGACUGAUGAAGUCUUCAACCUGGAUCCACUGGAGCCCGCUGAUACCCCCCCACCUCACACGCACACAGAAGCUCCUCCUCAGAGCUCAGCCUCUCCUCCUUCACAUCGAGAUCCCCUCCUCCACCCCGAGCUGCUUCGUAACACACACCGACAGCAGGAGAUCCUGAGGGGCCUGGCCCAGCUACGGCAGGGUUUAUUACAGAAGCAGAGGGAGCUGGAGACGGAUCUGAAUCCUCUACUGAAGCGCCACGACAACUAACGCCGUUGAGUCCAAACAGUGAAUUCACGCUGUCUGAAGCAAAUCUGCAUCUAAAUGCAACUACUGACGUGUUCCAUUUUAACUGUAUGCAAUUAUUACCGAUCCUAAGCACCCGUUUCGCCUCAAUGCACCAAUCACAGCUAGGCGAGAAAUUGGACAUCUUUUUAACUCUAACCCCGAAUGUCUGGCUGGUGUGGACGCGUCAUGUUGUUGUUCAUUCGUGGCUGCUGGAGACGAGUUGUCACCUUUUAUCUACUACUGUUUGAAUGUAUAUAAAUGUGAAUAUUUAAUCUGCAAGGGUCAGCCUUGCGCUCAGCAGCGGAGUUCAUAAAGACGCUACUGUUCAUUAAAGAGGAACACAAAAUCUGUUUACAAGUUGUGGGGAGUACAACUGCUACAAUAUGUGAAAAAGGUUGUAUAAAGCCUUUUACAUGUCCGGAGGAUGCAGCAUGAAGUCUCAUAAAAGUUCCUCAAGCGAUGUCACUUGAGUCAGCAUCGGUUGGAGAUGAAAUAAAUCUGGGCGUGUGGCAUUAGAAAGAAGUGACCUGUAGCCCGCCGCUCAUCUCUGCAUGAGGCAAGUGUCCCGAGGCUACAUUAGUUGUUACUAGGAUAACACACCUGAAUCUCCGUCAGCAGAAUGUUGCAUUGUGGGUAAUAUAGGCUUUGACAAGGAAUAAUGUGUUUGUUUUUUUACUGAUGUUACAGUGUGACGCUAAAUCGGUGGAGUGCUCUUUUAAAACGCAAAACGACCGAGCUGUGUUGAAUAAAUAAUCAUGACACCAGACCAGAGAAGCAUUUUGAAUUCAACAUACUGAUAGAAAAAUGGUGGUUAAAGGUAAAAUUAAGUUUGUGUGAACUUUAUUUUUUGUAAAAAUGACAGCUUUGCAGGAGACGGAGACAAUCAGUCUCUUGCAAAGUCGUCAUUUUUGACAUUGGGGGAUAAGUUUACUAUAGCCAUCAAUUGAGAUGGGAGCUAAACAGUACAGACAUCAUCAGCAUUAACAGGAACCAACUUUUGCUUUGCCUUCAAUCUGAAGACUUAAUUUUUUAAAAUCUAGAAACAUGUCACAUCUGAAUUUCUAGGAAAACCUGCAAGUUGCAGGUUCAACAUGAGCACUUGACUUAACUUUCACUGUUUCAUUACAAACACAUCAGUGUUUUCUUUUUAAAUCUGCUCUACUUCACAUCAACCGCUUCAUACAAUGAAAAGUCCUUUAAAAAACGCCGCUCAUAGUUUCUCUUUCCUGCACCGGGUACCAAGUAAGACAAACAUGUUUUCUCGUACCAGCUGAUUUUUAUAUGGGUGAGCAACAUUUUAUGUGAAGAUUGUGUUUUAUAAUUCUGUUUUUAAUGCACUUUCCAUAAAAAUGACACUGUACAAACAGGUGUUGAGUUUUACCAGCUUAUUUUUGGUCUUCUUGGAGGCACAACAGUCCUUUUAUUUAUUUUUUUUCUGCAUCCUUCCUGCAGAGGAGCAGUCUGCUUAUCAAAUCAUGAACAUUUUUUUUUUUGUCUUCAGCUUCCUGCUGGACGAGGAGCUCUGUGUUUCCGUUUGUGAUUCUGUGUUGUGAAUUUUUCAGGUUUUAUUGUAAUGUAUUUUUUUAUUGCAAAUGUAAUAAAUAAUGUAAAGUGUA